AUGACGCCCGUGUGGAAACAACGGUUCGGAUGCGGCUACACCGCGCCAGGUGCGAGAUGGAGAGCGGCAUGUCAGUCAGGAGGUGAAAACUCUCACUCUUCGUGCUUUAAAAGUAAAACAUUAUAAUUUCUCUCAAAUAUAUAUAUAUUGUUUAGUCUUAUUAUUUCUGUAUUUUAGAAAAAAAUAUAGCAUUUGUUAUGUAAAAAAAAAAAGUGCAAAUUGUGAGGCUCAUCCCAUGAAGGAUUCAAGAACGAGCAAGAACGAGUAAGAUACAGAUACAACUGUAUCUUGUAUUCUGGUCGCCGUUGUGGCUUCAUCUGUGCAUGAACCUCAGCGCUUUGGCCUUGUCCUUAUUGUUGUGUUAGUGUUAUUUUUAUGAGGUGUUUGUUUAUAGGAGGUUAGGGUCUGCCUCAGUGAAAAGCUGACAGAAAAAAUGUUUUGUAGCUUGAUGGGAGAACCGUGUGAAUUUUUGGGAUAGCCUUGUUAAAGGGGUAAAAUAGGUUCAUGGCACAUACUGUGUCAGGGAGGGAUCCCAUACCUCCUCUCCAACUCCAUGGACAACACAAGUGUGUGUGUGUGUGUGUGUGUGUGUGUGUGUGUGUCUGAAAGUGAAACGUCUUCAACUUUGACACUGUGUCUAAUGCUUCAUUAAACAUGCAGCUUCAGGAAAGAACUAGGCCACGCUUUUGUUGCUGUAGUGUGUAUGUGUGUGUGUGUGUGUGUGUGUGUGUGUGUGUGUGUGUGUGUGAUGUAAACAAAUCCGGCUGAUCAGAUUUGAGUCUUUUCCAUCCCUCGGACUGCACGGGCCAUUUGAGAUUCUUUGAGCGCCCCACUCUCCUGUCUAAAUUAUUAACGCUUCCUUAAGACACGCGCACACACACACACACACACUCAUACAUACACGAUGAGGACCACGCAUCAUGUUACUUCCUUGCUUAUCUAAGGAAAAGCAGUAGCCCAGUUAACCUAUACAGACAGUUGAUGAUGACAAAUUUGGAAAUUGGAAAGAAAUCGUCUCAACUAAUUUAUCUAACUAACCUGUUGAUUCUUUAAUCUCUCUCUCACCCCUACAAUCUUUACCCCUUUUUCUGUCUCACUCUCUUUCUCACCCUUUUCCCCACAUAUUUCACUUCUCUCUCUCCGCUCUCUCCCUGCCUCCCCACCAUCCUCUCUUCCCCCCUUCUCUCACAGAUUCCUCCCUCUCUAAGCGUAUGGGGGGUGUUCCCCACCCACAGCCCUGGCCCUCUCUCCCCCUCCCCCAUCUUGACCCCCUCCCUCCAGCCACUAGGACCCAUCUCCCUCCUCCUUUCCCAGUCUUCCACACUCGUCAUGCUGAGCAGAGUGCCGAGCGACCACGCUUGGUCACUGUGGUCCGACCAUGCGGUCACAGCACCCUCAGGAAGGUAACGGUCCAGAAUGAAAUGAUUAAUGAUUACAAAGUAACCAACCCUCUUUCUGGAGAGCUACUGGAUCUGCAGGAUUUUGUUCCAUUCCUGCAGUAACACACCUGAUUCAUAAUGGAAGAAGCUGGCUUCAAUUACAUUUUAUUAAAUUAUAAUGAUAUGGUUGGCUUGGCUCCCACAUGUUCAGUACUUCCUGGUUUAUUGAUGACAUCAUCUUUAUGCCUGGUCAGGUGACAUUGCUGUUGAACCGUAGGAGUGUGGUCUCGUACGAGCAGCUUCUAUCUGACAUCUCCGAGGCGCUGGGGUUACCUCGCUGGCACAGGGCCAGAGUCACACGCCUCUACACACCUCACGCACGAGAGGUAACUACACGCACACAACAACAACAACAACAACAACAACAACAACACACCUCUAAAUCCAGGUGUGUGUGUCUAACCCUCCAGGUGCGGGGUGUGUGUGAUUUCUUCCGUGGCGAAGCAGCGUUCCUGGCAUUGGGAAAGUCUCGUCCAGAGCUCCGGAGCGUCGAGGAGGCCCUGGAGGAGCUGUUUCCACAACAUUCCUGUUACCGCAACGACGCACUCCAGGCCUGGGAGAGGAGGUUACGACCUUCACCUGAUAAAGCUGCCAAGGCCGACAGCGGAUACAGCGAGGGGACAGACAUACACACACACACCGACAAGGACACACACACAAGCCUCGACACGAACACACAGACACACAGCGUUACACACACACAGGGACGCAACCUGGACACACACACACAUACACACAAAAACACACUGACACAACACAAUAAACACCCAAACACACUGACACACCCAAACAGGCAUCCCACACACAAAAACGAACACCCAACCAGACAGUCCAUACACCCUAUUCACACACACCUGGACACGGAUGCACACACACACCCUAACAAACAUUCUAACCGACACUCCACACAUCCCUCUCACCCCCCCAAUCACCUUCAGAGGGUCAUAGUGAAAGUUGGAGCCAGAAAGAUUAUCUCCUCACCGAUAGGUCCACUCACCCAGGAGGAGGAGCUAGGAGAGGAGCUAGACACGCCCCCUCCUCCACGCUGCAGGAACUGUAAGCCCUCUGAAGGACCCAAUCUGAGAGCAGGGAGAGCUCCAUUUCCUCCCGUAACCAGGAAGCAAACAGGAAACAGACCAAAUGACCAGGAAGUAGAGAAACCUCACGUCGGUCCCACCCCACGCCACACUGGACCAAUCUGCAGGUUUGAGCAGGAGUCCCUCAGCCAAUCAGAACGUUCAUCCUCAGAUUCUAAACAGGAAGAGGCGAGGACUAAACAGGAAGUGAUAUUUGACCUCCCAUCUAAUGGUAGUGAUGUCACCCUGUCGGACAUCGAGCGUUGCUAUGACAUUGGCCGCAUGGUUGGAGACGGGAACUUUGCGGUUGUGCACGAGUGUCGUCGGCGCGACAAUGGGGAAGACUUCGCUGUGAAGAUUGUGGAGCACUCAAAGCUCAUUGGCCGAGAGCACAUGAUGCAGAAUGAGCUGAGCCUUCUGGGUAGCCUGUCACACCCCGCGUGGUUCGCCUCUUCACACACCACCACACACACACACACUCCUAUCUCGUCAUGGAGAUGGUUACCGGGGGCGACCUGUUUGAGGCAAUCGCGGAGCGUGGGAAGUUUCCAGAAGAGGAGGCGGGGCUGAUGGUGUGUGAUGUCAGCGAGGCUCUGAAAUACAUCCACAGCAAGACCAUAGUACACAGAGAUCUGAAACCUGAAAACCUACUGGUGUGUGUGUGUCUGUGUCUGUGUGUCUGUGCUGGUGUGUCUGUGUGUCUGUGCAGGUGCAUAUGUGUGUGAAUACAAGCAUUUCAAGCAUCUCUCUCUGUAACCCACUCUCUCCCUGCUGCUCUCUCCAUCUCUCUCGCUCUCUCCCCCCUCCCUCUCUCUUCUAGGUGGAGUGCAGUAGUGAUGGUGUCAGUAGGUUGAAGCUGGGUGAUUUUGGUCUGGCCAUGGUUGUAACAGAACCCAUCUUCACUGUGUGUGGAACUCCCACCUAUGUCGCCCCGGAGAUCCUCUUAGAGACAGGUGACACGUCUAUCACUUUAUAUAUACCUUUAUCUAUCACUCUACAGUAGCUGUGCGUGUGUUGUGAUAAUUACGUUGUUUUCUCUAUAACCUGUUAGUUCAUAUGCCUUGCCACCGUGAUAUAUAGGCCUAAGGCCGAGACAAUAAGAAGACAAAGUGGCAGAAUAAAUUACACCACACCUUUGUUUCAUCACAAAACCAGAGAGCAACAUCUGUCCGGUGAAGUCCACAAAGCAGUUUGCAUGUAACAAACAGUUACAUGACCUACAGAAUGGUCAAGCAAGUUAAUGGCCAUACACAAAAAUGUAUGCACGCAUGACUGUAAGUCGCUUUGGAUAAAAGCGUCUGCUAAAUGGCAUAUUAUAUUAUAAUUAUAUUAAUGAGUACCUUUACAUGCACACUAUUAAUUCGAUAUUAAACUGAUUAUGGCAGAAGGCCGAGUAUGGCAUUAGUCAUGUAAACACCUUACUCUGCUUAUCUUAAUCAGCGUAAGGUCAUAAUCGAAGUAAGCAUACACCGAUUAAAACACCUGGUUUUGUGUGCAAUCUUUCGAAUUAUUAGGACAUGUAAACAGCUUAAUCAGCAUUCCAGUGGUGUAUUUGAUCUGCGCAUGUGCCAGCACCGGGUAGCGCAAGCUUCCCUCUUAUGCGCGAGUGAAGUGAUUUUGGAAAACCUGAACGUAUGCAUCUUAUAAAUAGUUUUCACAUACAAACUUUACAUGUCCGAACCCAGAAUCAAAUAGUAUUCACAAAAAUAACAUGGUCACUGUGGUAGAACGUUUAUUUUGAUUGGCGAUUUUCUGCAUUUAUCAAAGUCCCAUCAGGUAGGCUGAUUUCAGAAAUAUUAGGGAAAUCGUUCUUCUUGCAAAGUAUGUAAACGUUUUAAACAAACUAUUAUAUUAACCUGACUACCCACAAUAAUCGUAUUAUUGUGUGCAUGUAACCGUGCUCAAUGUUGCCGACAUUUUCGGAGAGUUACCGCAAGGCUAAAAAGAAAACAGGAGCUGCCUCCACUCUUCCAGCACAAUUUCAACGUAAACAUUUAAAAAUCAUCAAUGCUUAGUUUAAAACUAAAAGAUACCAAAAACAAUUUAGUCCAACCAACGUAAACUAAAUAUGAUGUGGCCGUCCAUGGUACUGAUUUGUGUUUGUGUGCUUGCAAGUAGAAAAACAUGUUGACUCACCCUACUGGUAGAGAAACGCCAAUGACAUCCUCCUCUCUUUCAUGUUGCCGAAACGGUCUAUGACUCUCAUACAGUACACUUAGUUUUUGUUGUCCUAGGCUACCUGGCUAAAAUGCUUACUUGUUAGCCUAACUUCCUUUCAUAGGCAACGAUGCGCCAGGCCAGCUAGUUAACAUUAGCCUACUACAUCUAGCUACUUAUUGAACUUCCAUCCUCUCAGGCCAGGGGCACAAUAUAUGCAUUUAUGGUUGGAUCAGAAUCACCAUUAUAAUCAUUGGCCAGUAAGGAGAAUUAAGUAAAACCACAAGUCCAAAUCCCUAUCUCCUUCCAUGGCUAAUUUAGGAAAGGGAUGAUUUUAGCUAGCUAGCCACCAGAGGACAACGAGAUGCAACAAUUCAAGUUUUUUCUGUAAAUGAGUUCUGCUUUUGAUGUGAUGUGAUUGGUGUAAAGCCAAAUCCAAACUGGAUUCCCAUGACAUUUUUUUUGGUGCGCCAGGACCAUUCACAGUUGAGCUCACUCAGUUGAGCUCAACACUGAUUGGCUGUUAAUUAAUUAAUUAACUUUUAUCAAGGGAGGCCAAAUGCUCUCUGGCUUCCCUUGCAUUCAAUGCUACGGGUGGCAACAAUGUCAUACUCUUUCUGACCAGACAGCAUUAGAUAGAUGGGCUUGGGCUACACAUACUGAGAAAGAGGGGUGCUGUUUCGCUCGCUCAGAUGCUUUCUCCGGUGAGAUACAUUCAGCCUCUUGCAAAUUGAAGACAAAUUAUGAAACACAGAGAGACGAAAGAUUAAGUAUUUUAUAUGUUUUUUUGGUACAUUUUUGGGGGAAGUCUGGCUUCCCUUGGCAUCUAUGAAUACACACCACUGUAUCUAUCUAUCUAUCACUUAACUCUACCUCUGUCUCUCUCUCAUCCCUCUGCAGGGUAUGGUCUGCCAGUAGACAUGUGGGCGUUGGGGGUGAUACUGUACAUCCUGCUCUGUGGGUUCCCUCCGUUCCGGAGCAGAGACCGAGACCAAGGGAAGCUGUUCCAGCUGAUCAGAGAGGCUCACCUCACCUUCCUGUCGCCUUACUGGGAUGACAUCUCAGACGGUGAGACAUACACAUGGUUAUAGACAUAAGCAGGCACGUACACACAUGCUUGUACACACACACAUGCAUACAUACGCAUACACACGCACACUUGUAGACACACAUGUAUACACACACAUGCUCACACAUAUUUUACUGUGUGUGUGUGUGUGUGUAGGAGCGCGAGGCCUGGUGAGAGCGUUGCUGCAGGUGGAUCCAACAGAGAGACUGACGGCAGCUCAGACUCUGAAGCACCCCUGGAUUCAGACCACUACAGACCAGUACAGACCGGUACAGAUCAGUACUGACCAGUACAGACCAACACAGAUCAGUACUGAUCAGCAGAGCCCAGCACAGCCGAGCAAAGACCAACACAGACAUGAACAGAUCAGUGCAAACCAGCAGAGCCCAGCAAAGACCAGCACAGAAUACCACAGACCAGAACAGAGUCCAACCACAGACCAGUACCGACCAGCACAGACCACUACAGAACACCACAGACCAGUACAGAGUCCAACCCCUAUAGACCAACAGCGACCAGCACAACCCAGUAAAGAGCAGCACAGAUCACUACAGACCAUUAGAGAGCAUCAAAAUAAUCAACCCAACUCAACACAUCGACAGUCCCAGUCAACACAGUCAUCUACCUCAACAAGAGCACCCCUCAACUCCCACACCCAAUCCCCCCAGCACACCACCCACCCAGCCCCCUCUCCUCACUCCCCCACGCAGCAGGACCCAUCAACUCCCCCCCAGCCCCCAGCAGCAGCACCUCUCAACCCCCCCAUUCAAUUUCCCCACCCUCCGUCCUAUCCACAGCACCACCCAAACCCAGCUCCCACCCACCUGUCAGAACCCCUCAAUCCCCCUCCCACUCUACCCAGCCUCCCUCCCUCCCUCCACCCACCCACCCAGCCUCCCUCCCAACACCCACCCAUUCCCAGCCGCAUACCCACCCAGUCCCUGCACACCACACACCCACCAGCAGUGUACCAUCAGCAGUGUCCCACCCCGCAACAGCAGCACCCAAGCCCCACAUCCUCUCAACCCAUCCUCCUGAUUGAUGGGGUUCCUGAGACUUUAAAGGCUUCUCCGGGAAUUGAAAAUAUCUAA
This is a messenger RNA of Coregonus sp. 'balchen', 6832 nucleotides long. NCBI's taxonomy places the organism in Eukaryota, Metazoa, Chordata, Actinopteri, Salmoniformes, Salmonidae. The record is from the annotation of a GenBank genome assembly.